AUGAAAGUGCUACGAAACUUAUUACGCCCCUGGUCACGGUUAGAAUUAAAAGUUUUAGAAACUCUUGUUAAAAAACACGGUCAAGAUUGGGAGAAAAUCGCUAAACACAUGCCUGGUAGAAAGGCUGGCGAAUGCUGUAUUCAAUAUUAUUCCCUACCUUUAUACUAUCGUGAGCUUCGUGAAGUAGAAAACAUACAGACAAAAGACACUAAAGCUGACUCCAAAAAAGCUUUCUCCGAAGAAGAGUGUAAACUUAUAGACGGUUUACUCGAAAAAUAUGAACGUGAGACUCGUUUAUUAAACGAUCUUGUUGAGCAAUAUGGUAAUGAUUGGUCUUUAAUAUCAAGCAGGUUGCCUGGGAGAACUGCAUAUGCAUGUAAAGAAAAAUAUCAUUCUUGUUGGCAACCGUCAUUAAAUAAAACUGAAUUGGUAAAACACAGUUGGCCACAAGAGGCAGUUCAGCUUUUAGACCUCUUAAUAUCAAAAUAUGGAAAAUGGCAAAUAAUCCCAAUUCUUUUACCCGGCAUUUCACCUAUGAAUCGCCAUGUACGCAACACAACUCUUACACGAGGAUGGAAAGAUCAAGAAAUAUCUCUUUUGAAAGACCUAGUGAAAAAAUAUGGUCGAAAUUGGAAAAAAAUAAAAUCUUAUUUUCCACAUAAGCAAAUAAAAACGAUUGAAUUUCAUGUAAGGACAAAUCCCCAACUUUAUUACAUUGAAGGACAAGAGAACGAGGUUGAUCUCUAUGAAAUCCAACAACAUUUUUAUAUAAAAAAACCUUGGUCAGGAGAGGAAAUAAGGAAGCUUUUGGAAUUAAAAUCACAAUAUGGUACAGAUUGGCGUAAGAUCUCAGAAGGCCUUCCUGAUUUAGUUCAGAAAUAUGGUUCAGACUGGGAAUUUAUCUCACAAAAAAUGCAACACAAAAACCCCAGCGAAGUACAGCAACUUGUGAACGAAAAUUCUCAAAUUUUUUCUUAUCCUGUCCCAUCAUUAAAUUCCAAUGCUGAAAAAACUGCAGCUAAAGUUUGGUCUGACGAAGAUAUAUUAAAGUUGGCAAAUCUUAUUGAAUUACAUGGUAGCGAUUGGAAAAAGAUUGCGGAAAACUUUCCCGAGAAAACAAUUGAAGAAUGUAUGGAAUACUAUUAUUCGCAUCGAAGCAUUUUCCCGGACUUAAAUCCGCUUAGUACAGAUAAUUGGGCAUUGCCAGAUCGCAGUGGUAAAUCAUGGACUGAAAAAGAAGUACAAUUGUUAAAGGAAUUACUGGAAGAAUACGGUGAUUUUAAUGAACUUUGCACAUUCGAAAAUAAAGCAAAAGCAAUGCAAUGGACGAAAGAUGAGGAAAAUAAGUUACUGAACCUUAUUAAACUUUACGGAGGGGAAUGGAAGACAAUUUCUAGUAAUCUAUCAAACAGGUCACCAACCGCCUGCAAGCAAAAAUUUUAUAGCAUGUUACGUCCAAAUCUUCCAGCUUCAAAGAUUGAAGUAAAUUUAUAA
Messenger RNA from Racocetra fulgida, 1494 nucleotides. NCBI's taxonomy places the organism in Eukaryota, Fungi, Glomeromycota, Glomeromycetes, Diversisporales, Gigasporaceae. The record is from the annotation of a GenBank genome assembly.